This is a messenger RNA of Penicillium riverlandense, 651 nucleotides long. RefSeq names its product GNAT family N-acetyltransferase. Gene Ontology annotation, molecular function: protein-N-terminal-alanine acetyltransferase activity; protein N-terminal-serine acetyltransferase activity. The transcript has 2 exons. The record is from RefSeq and is a predicted model, not a curated record. The coding region runs from base 1 to 651 and encodes 216 amino acids. Lineage: Eukaryota; Fungi; Ascomycota; Eurotiomycetes; Eurotiales; Aspergillaceae.
AUGCCGGAGGCAAUUUUUCACUACGGGCAGCGCCGCUUAGAGAAUGAUCUCCCCAAUGUUCAUGUAGCGCGCUUCGUCGAAGAGAUCAAGACCCAUCCGGAGAUCUUCACGUACAUUGCGUUUCCAGUGGUUGAAACCGAGGCGGACUUUCUAAGAGAGGUCUACGAACCCUGUCAGGCAUCGCCUGAGGAAUGCCUCUAUGCCGUCAUCGAUAAAGCUACUGGGAACAAGUACGCGGGUGUUAUAUCCUUGUCACACACGAACGCGGUUAACGCGGUCACCGAGAUGGGCGCGAUUGUCUUCCCGGAAUUUCAGCGUACCCACGUAGGAACGAAUGCCAUUGGGCUAGCCCUCCUCUAUAUGCUCGAUCCACCUCCUACGGGGGGUCUCGGCCUGCGGCGUGUGGAAUGGUUAUGCCACGCCGGGAAUGCGGUGUCUCGAAAGACGGCCCUGCGGAUGGGAUUCGAGUUUGAGGGCAUCCUACGGUGGCAUCGGGCGUUUGCGCGCGGGAGCCCCGUGGAGGCUCUGGAGAAAAGGAAUGGCACGACGGGAGAAGUGCCGGGGAGACAUACCGCGGUCUAUUCCAUUGUCUGGGACGAUUGGGAUGAAACGCGGCCGAAAGUGGUUGCGCAGAUGGAGCGGAAGCAAUAG